UGCUGCCACCAUCUAGCGCUUGUAACGUUUCAAAGCUUUAACUUUGUGUCGACAUCAACACCAAGUUCGUGCGUAUUAGACGGCGUGCACUUCCUGCUCCACGCACCGCGCGCUAUGACAUCAACGGAUGCGAGUGCGGCUUACGGGGCAGCUUUUAGGUGCCUUGUUUAUUUUAUUUGGGCUCAAAUUAGCCGAGGGCCGGAGAAGAUCGGAUUAGCUUCGUAGGCGACCAUUCAGCCAGGUGCUCCCGUGUCAGGAUGUCACUGUUUAAACACGCCUCUUAGCCUAGCGCGCUUUAAAACAAUAAUUAUUUAAUCACAUUAACAUCUCCAGUCACUACACUGACAUCAUCUUUUCGGCGGCGGUUCAAAUCAAGCCGUCUUUCAAUUAGCUUUAACUUUCCACAGAUAAGAGACUAAAACCAGGCAGUUAAAAGGUGAAAAAGAUGGAGAAGUACAUCUCCAGCCAAGAGAUCAAGCGCAGGAGUGACAACGUGUGCCAAGCUGCACGUAAGCUUAUUAAAAGAAAGGCCUGGCUCUUUUUACACAGACCCCCUUUGUAGAGGAAUAUACUGUACUGACAGCAGUACCAAACCAGCAUAAAGCCUUGAUGUAUUUGGCAGACAAUGUUUUCAUAAAUAACAUAACAUGAUUUAUUAACUGUCAAGUGAAGACAUCCUAAAAUGAAAACUUUUAAUGAGCUUAAUGACAAAUGAGGGGCGAAAUGAAAAUUGUAAAAAUUUUUUUUUUUUGCAUAAAUCGUUUAAAAACAUUAAAAAAUAAUAAUAAUUAUAAUUAUAUUACAAAAGAAAACAAAGAUUAGGAAGAAUUGAGUGGAAAAACAUCAGCAAAAGAGGUAAAAUAUGUUAAACGUAAAAACAAAAUGCACUGUUAAAUAAUUUACAAUAUAAAUAGAACAUAGAAAAGUACAGUAUCAAAAAAUACAAAAUGUGAAAAAUACAAUAUUAUUUAAUAAUUGGGAAAAAAAGUUACAAAAUACAAAAAAUCAGCGCAUGUCACUUUUCAAGCUCAGGAAGUAAGAAAAAAAUGUACUUGUCAAAAGAGUAAGGGAUGAGUACAACAAUUAAAAAUAGUGAAUUAAAAAAAUAGUAAAUGCAAAAUAUAAAAAUAUAAAAUAAAAAUAUUGUGUGACAAAAUAAUUCAAAAAUGUAAAAAACAUUACAAUCAAAUACCAAUUAAAAUCUAUCGUGCAGGAUAUGUAAUAUAUAAUAGCUCCUUCGAGCUCUGGCUCCUUCAGGCCUAUGCAGAAUAGCAGCAGGGGCACGGCAUCUCCUUGGAAUAUGCCAUAUUUAAUGUUCACGUGUGCAAUUGGCUUUUGAGUUGGUCUUCAGCACCAUUGAUUUCUUGACAAAGGUUUUUAGGAUCCUGUUGAUGUUAUACAGCUCCAGGUACUCCAGUACCCAUGUGUGUGUCAUCAAGUCGAAGGAUUUCUUGUCGUCAAUCUAAGCACUGCACAGGAUGGUGCUUCUGGUUUUAGAGUCUUGCCUGAUUGCCCUGUCGACCAGUAGCUGGUGUUUGGCUCCCCGAGUGUUAUAACAAUGCUUCUCUGUGUUCUGCUCAUGUAUCGAUCCAUAUGCCUACUCAUGAUGCCCGAUACGAGCGUUCAUGUGGUGCUGAAGCAGGUUAUAGGCCAGUAGUUCGAUGGUGUUGUUCCCCUCUGGGGGUCCUUCAUAAUGAGGACUGUCCGACCUUGGGUUAGCCAUUCUGGGUGGGUCCCCGAUGUUAGGAGUUGGUUCAUUUGUGCUACCAGGCAUUCAUGGAGAGCAGUUCGCUUCUUUAGCCAGGACGUAUGAACCAUGUCAGGCCCUGUUCCUGUCCAGCUCUUCAUCUUAGACACUCUGGCUUGGAUAUCCACCUUAUGACUAUUGAUUCUUGUUCUGGGAGAUUGCUGUGCUCUGUUUGUAAGUUUGCCAGCCAUUGUGCAUUGGUAUUGUUUGACAGCUCCUUCUUCCAGAUACUUUUCCAGUAAUGCUCUCUCUCUCCGCCUUGGCUGGGUCUGUUUCGGUCUUGCUACCUUGCCACUGAGAGUAGACCUUAGCUGGGUAGAUGGGGAACAUGAUGUUUAUUCUCCUAGCCUCUACCUCUCUGGUGUACCUUUUCAUGCAAGUAGCGAAGGCUGUAAGUCUUUGCUUGGCAUGUAAUUCUCGGGCAGUUCUUUCUUAAGUUUCACACCUUUGUUUUGCUCUGUUAGGAGGCUAACUUCUCUCCGGGUCGCCCUUAUUUUUGCCCGUAGUGUGCGUGCAAUGGGCCUAAAACAUAACACAUCCGUACAUGCAUAUGUCAGCUAACUGCCGGCUAGCGCGAGACGCUAACGUAGCAGUCUACAUCUUCGAACACUGCUGCUUCUUGUCGAACAGCACAAACACUGUGGUGCAGUCAAAAGCAUCACAGCAGUCACAGAAGAUCCAAUUCAAAGUGCCAUAUGCACAAACAAAACGCUGUUUGUACACACCACUCUAAGACUAGAAGGUUGCUGAUGCAGCAGCGCGACAGUAAAACUGAUUCAAGUUUCAUACGAUGAUCCCGUUGACGGGGUUUCCCCUGAGCUAACAGCGUUGCGGUAAGGCGCCAGUGCCACCGCCGUGACCACAAUGGCGACAAAGAUUUGCUCAAAGCCACCUGCUUCCUCACCGCGCCCUUUGAACCUUUACGAACCCUCGCCUUAUGUCAGGUCACUCUUCUCUGACCUACACCUCACAUCUAUUACACACACAGAUAGAGAGAUAGAGAGAUAGAUAAUACUUAAUAAUUGUUGAACAUUUCCCCCCCCCCCCCCACAGUAAGGGAUUAAAGACAAUUAUUAAACAAAAAAUUAAGAGAAAAUAAUAAUUCACUUUGAAGGAUUAACAUUUGCAUAAUAAAUGAAAUAAAUAACAUUUUCAGUUAACUAAAAAAAAAUAGAAAAAAAUUACCUUGAGGGAUUAAAAUUUGCAUGAUAAAUUAAAAUGUAGAUGGCAAUUUAUUUGAUGAGAUGCAAAGAUGAAAACUAUGAAAAACACAUUGGAGGAUUGAAAUGUACAUAAAGACAACAUGAAGAUUUAAUGUAUUAAAUCCAAAUAAACAGACAAUAUGACAUUUUCCUUUUCCUGCACAGUAAAUUAAAUGAAAAACGGAAAUAGUAGUUGAAUUAAUAAUAUCAAAAUAAAUGAUAUACACAAAUUGAAGGAUUAUAAUAAUUUGUUACACCCUAAUUAUAUUCAUCAGAAUUAUACAAAAUCAGCAUGAUUUAUUACAUGAAAAACAUUUUAAUAUGAUUUGAAAAAAUGAAUGAAAAUGAAUACAUUUCAUGUAUUAAAUUGUUAUGAAAUUGGAGUUGCUGCAUGUUCAAAAAUAGGUUACUAUUAAAACACCGAAAACGGUAGCUGCCGAAUAUUAUUGUAGUACAUGAGAAUAUUUUGGGGCGGUGUUUAAUAUUGUCAAGGUCCGAAUAAUAACUAUCCGGUGAGCUAUCAAAAGGUAUCAAAUGCGCGUCGCCAGGCCGUGUUAAGGACAGCAGCAGUCGCUAUAACGUCCAACGGUUUGUCUUCCGGGCAGAAACAAUCCUGUGAGCAAUAAGGGAGCCUAAGCUGGAUGAAUGCAGGGAGGGUUUUAACCCCUUUGCUCAUUUUGGCAAACUAAAAGAUUAAAAGAUAAAGCGGCAGAAAAGCUCUCAAGGUUUCUUAAACGUUGGAAAACAAUGCGGUCUGCUGCAUGACCUUAGAAAGAUGUUAAAGAUGUUAACUCGCGGGGCAAAUGCACUUCAGCCUUGACGUAUUUUGAGUGGUGUGUGUCACUGAAAAAAUACUCUCAUGACAUUAUUAUUAACGCCAAAAGACAUUGUUCACUAUUGCCUGGGUCACUAAUGGUGCUCCAGUCAUUCAAAAUAAGAACCUCAAUGAAAUAAAAACAUUGCAGUAAAAAAUAUACACACACACACAACUAACAUAAAAUCCGUCAUGUGACAUUCUGUAUUUAUUCAAUUCAAAUAUAAAAAUGUAUCCCAAUUACACAAAAUGAUAACAUGUUACAAAAACCUUUGUAACUUGAAAACAUUACAGAAUAAUAAUUUAGAAAAUACUAACGAAUGUAAUAUUUUUUAGUCAUUUCCAAUUUAUUAUUACCGUUGUUUUUUGGUUUUUUAUUAUUAUUAGAGGAAUCACAUGUCUGAAGGGCAUCCCAUUAAAUGACAAUCAAUGAAAUAUAAAUUCAAUAUAAAUAACGCAUACAAUAAUUUCAUUAUAUUGUUUCGUAAAUUCAGAUUUAACCAAUUCAAUUUCAAACCAAUCACUUUUUAAAGCAUUGUUCUGUGUGCGACUAAGCCGUUAAGUGACAAUCAAUUAAAUAUAAAUUCAACAGAAAUAAUGCAUACAAUUAUUUCUUCAUAUUGAUUUUUAAAUUCUAAUUUAACAAUUUAAAUUCAAUUUCAAACCAAACACUUUUGAAAGCAUUGUUCUGUGCUACUAAAUCACCCCAAAAUAACUUUCCAAAUAAAAUAAGAAAACCUAUAUAUUAAACACAAAUAAAUUAGAAAUAUUUUAAGUAAUCUUGUAUCUUUAAUAUUCCUAGUUUCCUUUUUAUUUGCUGAUUUGCUGCGAGAAACCUAUUCAAUUCAAAUAUUACAAAUUCAAGUUUCAACCUGCGGGUGAAAAUAGUUCUAUAUUCACCGAAAAUACACUUUCCACGAUGAAAAACAUGGCAAUACUAAUUUCUAGAUAUAGAUAUAAAACGUUGAAUGUCUAUCAAACAACCAAAGUAUUGUUUGUUUCUAAUAAAAAAAAAGUUUUUUUUCAAAUGAUUAUUACAGUUGUCUUUUUGACAAUGAUCACAUGAUCAUGCAGUAGCUCUUCCCCACCAUCAUCUCCCUGUCCUCCUGCUCCCCAUCCCCCCCUUUUCUUUCUCUCUCUCUCUCCUACCUUGCGUCCUUCCUUCUUCCCUCGUCCCCUCGCAAGCUGACGCAGCGCCUUUGCAGCGUUAGCCGCUUUGUGGCUAAUAGGAUGUGGCGGGCUUAAAUUGUCAUCUGAUAAAACUAAGAUGCUUGGUAGCUACGCGGCGCCCGCUUAACCAAUUUGCACUCAAUUAGGAUAAUGAUGGGGGAAACAAGCAAAGAGGGACAGCUUUAAUGUAUUAAUGUGAUAAAAUGAUUAUCAAUUUCCCUCGGCAAUGACUCGCCAGGUGUCAAUACUGACUCCUUCGACAAUAUGACGUCUACAUCACAUCGGAAUGAUUGCAAUUAACUGCAAUUCUCUUUCUGUCUUCAAGCACACGUUUUCAGUAAAAAUGCACCCUUGUGCUUGGAAAUUGCAACAGAAUAUUUAACAAAAUAUAAGAUUAAAGACCUAUAUUUCAACAAUAUUUUUUGGUGACUUUAUAAAAGUCUGUUAAUAUUAUUUUUAAAUUCUUUCACCUUAUAGUGAGCCACGUGCUACACGUCAAUGACUAAAUGUGGUUCGGUGUCCUAUAAAACUGUAACAACAUAUUUGAAAAAGUAUAUAAAAUUACAUUUAUUUAAAAGAAAUCUUUGAGUUUAAAAUUAUUUUAUUAGCGAUAUCUGUAUUUGCUGAUUGGCAUACAUAAAUCACAUACUGCCAGUUUUACUGCCUUAUAGUUUUUAUAGCAUGUGGCUUCCAUUUGAUUACCAAAUAAUGGUUCCUCGCCAAAUCAAGUUACAUAAAAAUCUUUGUAAAAAUUAUGAAAGUUGACCAAAUAUAUACCCAAAAAUGAAUUGAAGCUAUUUGCGAGAUUUUUGCGACUUUUUCCAAUAUUAUUUUUAUUUGCUGAUUGGCCGGAAGGAAUCACGUUAACUCUCUAAUUAUCCAGAAAUAUUCUAAAAUUUGUAACAUUGAUGAAAAUAUAUUUUAAAACCAUUUCUUUGAAGUUAUGUAUAACCUUGUAAAUCUUUAUUCUUUCCAUUUUUAUUUGUUGUUUAACUAAGAGGAAUCACAUGGUUGUCAAGCAUGUGGCUUCCAUUUUAUUACUUUCUUUCCCUUUCUAACUAUACAAAAAUAUUCCCCAAAUUGUAACGAUGCAAAUAGUUUUUAAAUGAAGUCAUUUAUGACUAUAUAAAUCUUUAUUCCUUCUAUUUUUAAUUGCCGAGUGGGUGAGAUAUACAGUACUUUGCCUGUAAGACAAAAUCAGUAUUUAGUUGUAUUAAAGGCUUAUACCAAAAUGAAGUAAAUGAGUUUCUGAGCAGCGCCACAAAAAGGUCCUCAUAAAAACAAAACAAAGACAAUGUGGACAUUUUUAAUUCAACUGUAACAUAACAAAACGUGGGAAAGAACAAUAGAAUAUGUAUGUUCACAAAUGAAAAUGUAACUAAAAAGAGGGGAACGAUGCUGUUUUUUGUUUUGUUUAAGCGUUAUGGCGUCCUAAAUAUAUAGUGCACGGCGGGGAGGCGUGAGGUCAGAGGAAAUCGCCAGUGAAGUCUUUAGGCUCAUUAAGGAAGCGGGUCGAUCCGUGCGACACCGCACGCUUGGAGCUGCGACAGCUCGGCUCGGCUGGGCCAGCUGGCACACGAAGAGAAACUUGCAAAGCCCCUCCCCAACAUCACCCACCCUGCCCACCAGCCAAUCCUACCAUCACUCAAUAACUUAUUUGCCUUUCCUUUUUUUUUAGUUUUAUCUAACCCUCCUGCUAGCUGUAUUUCUUCGGGGCACCAAAAAUGCUCAUGGGUCAAUUUGACCCGCUGCAUGCUUAAAACGAGGCUUUACACGAUCAGGAUUUUUGGGGCCGAUCACCGAUCAGUCAGGUCAAACCAACAUUACAUGACAGAAAUAAUGGGUGCUAACUUACUGUAAUUCAAUUACUUUAUUGUUAAUUAAAUUACUUCACCCACACCGAAACCUUAGCGCAUGAUUCGACAGAACGGCGACAUGUUUACCGCCAACCGUUCGUGGUACCACUAGCUUGCUAGGCUACAUAACGGUUUGUUGCCCGCUUGCGAGCCGUAUCGUAUUAAAAGUAUGUGAACACACCUCAAGCAAGCCUUAAACGAACGUCCUCUCCUCUCCUGACCACCGGUGACCACCAACACACGUUUUCCCCCAUUUUGUCCUUAUAAUACAAAGUCGGCGCGAUCCACUCGUGUUGCCGUUGCCACGGUAACGAGUGUAUCUGGUUUCAUUUGAGUUGACAAGAUAAAGCCCAAUGAUCGUAAAAAACGGGAUGCGGUGGUAUCGGAAUACACGAUUUUAUUGCAGUAGUCUGACAAUGUAGUGCAAUCUUGUGAGAGCUAAUUUGUCUUGUAGUCUGAUGCGGGCAUUACGUGUUGUCUGUUCCACACCGCAGACAUGUUUUAGAAAUUUUUUAUAAUAACUUUCUUGGGGAUCAGAUAUUUCCAAUACUAUGUCAAAAGACGUGUGACAAGGCUAAAAAUAAACUAGCUUUCGGAUUCAAAUAUCCUGGGCACGAUGGCGACGCGGACUAAAUGUCUUUUACGGAUUAUGACAUUAAAGCCGAUCAACAUAAAAUGCUAAAUAUCGUCCGAUACCCAUCAGUCCGAUAAUAUCUAAAUUUCAAACUAUCUUAUUUCUUUUUUUGUACAUUUUUAACUGGAAUCCUUUUAGCCAUUGCUCACAAUCCUGAACACCCUUUAAUUGAAGGAUAUUUAACGUGUUUUUGACGAUUCAAAAGGGAAAUUCAAGUCAAAAUGGGUCAAUUUGACCCGUAACAUGACGGAAGGAUAUUUAAUGUGGUUUUGGUGGCAAAUAAUCCAAAAGGGAAAUGAUUCAGGGGUAUUUCCAGUGACUAAGCAUUCAAGUUAAAAGUCCAUCUCUUGUGUCUCUGGAGUGCGUAAUGAAGGGAUUAGCGCACAACUCUCGUUUAGCGGCCUUUAUGUGGCGCACAAUGGCUUUUUUUGAAAGAAAGUUUUGUCAAGGCUUCAUUAGCGACGGCCUCCAACUGGGCCCUGAAUGCGACGCACAUUUGGAGCAAUUACUUGGGCAGAAAACAAAUGUCAGUCAUUCUUAAAGGGGAAGGAUCCCAAUUAAUACACCUCUUAAUCCCUCCCUCUGUUUGUCUUCCUUUUCGAGAUCCAUUAUGCUCUUUUUUUUUUUUUUGGUUUGCGGUGGAAGACGGGACACUGUUGUCACAUUUUCUCGCUUGUGGGAGAGGUGGGAGGGGUGGGGGAUUCGGAGGUCUUAACGUGGAGCAACAAGUGCCACUGGAGACCGGAUAGUGUCAGAAGACAACUUAGAUGUUGAAGGCAACGUGGAGCCUGUGACUGGAAGCAAAUGUAGGUAAGAUCGCUUUGUUUCUUGGAGUUCAAUGGUUCGUUCUCCUCGGAAGACAGACAUGUCCGACUGUCGGGCUUCAGCCGGACAAAUCGCAAAGUGAUCUGAGCGUCAGCACAUCGGUUCGUCCAGUUCCCGCCACAAGAAUCCCCCCCCCCCCCCAAAAGAAAGCUCGGAUGCAUUUGUCAAUGGAUACCCUGGCAAUGGUGGAAGAGGGUUGCCUAGACAACUAUGACAUGGCAAAAGGCGCCGCCGGGUCCAGCUCCGGGGGCAGGGUGCACAGCAUCGAUGUCAUCCUGGGUUUCGCCAAGGAGCAGGACCCUCUGCUUCGCCACCACGCAGUCCACGGCCACGAUGACGAAAACCACGACCAUAAGCAGAAAGCCAUGCGGGAAAACUUGCAGCACGCCGCCAAACACGAUCCGUACGGGCAUCUUUCGGAAUUGGGCGACAAUUCCCAACAUCCGUCCUAUCACGCGUCGGACAUGUUCUCCAGCGAUAAGUGUGAUGCAGAGAUGAGCAGCAUGCAAAAGGACCUGGCUGAGGACUCCCCCAAGGCCAUUGCGGAGGAAGAGCAUGGCAAGAAGAAGCACCGCAGGAACCGCACCACCUUCACCACCUAUCAGCUACACGAGCUGGAACGUGCCUUCGAGAAGUCCCAUUACCCGGAUGUCUACAGCCGUGAGGAGCUGGCCAUGAAGGUCAAUCUGCCCGAGGUUCGGGUGCAGGUGUGGUUCCAGAACCGGCGGGCCAAGUGGCGACGUCAGGAGAAGAUGGACUCCACCACCAUGAAGCUUCACGACUCCCCCAUGCUUUCCUUCAACCGACCACCGAUGGCACCCAGCGUGGGGCCGGUGACCAACCCAAUGCCUCUGGAUCCCUGGCUAACCUCGCCUAUCUCCAGCACUACAUCCAUGCACGCCAUCCCGGGCUUCAUGGGCUCGCCGCAGGGCCUGCAGCCGGCCUACCCGGGCCACGGCUUCCUCGGCGGACCACCCAGCCUGGUGCAGGGCAUGCAGCCCAUGGGAGGGCCGCCGCCCUACCAGUGCCCACCUAGCUUCAGUGACAAAUACCCCAUGGAGGAUGACAGGAGCUCCAGUAUCGCAGCACUCAGGAUGAAGGCGAAAGAGCACAUUCAGUCGAUGGAUAAAACUUGGCAACACAUGUGAUUCCCCCCUUUUUUUUGUUUUUUUCGGGCUGCUCCAGUGAAUGUUUACAAACUGUGGAGACUACACACAAGGACUUUGAAUGUAUUCCUACCCAGGAACCAGGAAUUUCUCGGCGACCAUUGUGUGUUUAAUCUGUGAGAGCUAUUGUCUAAAUUUAUUGCCGGGAUAAUACAUCAGGGCCAAAAGAAGGCUCUAGUAUUUUUAAGAGGUCCAGGAACCUUUGGGGUUGGGUCUACGGCUUCGAACAUAUCUGAUUGGAGCCUUUUUGUUUCAUCAACUACAAGUACCAGGUGGAAAUGUGACUAAUGUAAAUAACUUUUUUUUAAGCAUUUUGAUUUAACAUUUGAGAUGACACAUUUUUGUCAUCUGCAUUGAAUACACAGAUUAGAUAGACAUUUAAAUAAACUAUAUGUUAAAAGAGCAAGACAAACGUUGUUCUCAUUAGUUGUACAUCAUGACUUUUUAAUCAGUCAAACUGAAUACAUCCAGUGAAUGUGACUUAUGUGUAUUUAGGUUUAACAAUGUUCUGUUUGAAUAAAAAUGAAUGUCUUGACUGUCA
Messenger RNA from Phyllopteryx taeniolatus (common seadragon), 9955 nucleotides. RefSeq names its product retinal homeobox protein Rx2-like. The transcript is spliced from 3 exons. Gene Ontology annotation, biological process: positive regulation of transcription by RNA polymerase II. NCBI's taxonomy places the organism in Eukaryota, Metazoa, Chordata, Actinopteri, Syngnathiformes, Syngnathidae. Gene Ontology annotation, molecular function: DNA-binding transcription factor activity, RNA polymerase II-specific; RNA polymerase II cis-regulatory region sequence-specific DNA binding. Bases 8404 to 9396 code for a protein of 330 amino acids. The record is from RefSeq and is a predicted model, not a curated record.